Molecule: messenger RNA, 3470 nt
Organism: Strongylocentrotus purpuratus (purple sea urchin)
Lineage: Eukaryota; Metazoa; Echinodermata; Echinoidea; Camarodonta; Strongylocentrotidae
Product: E3 ubiquitin-protein ligase NEURL1B
Molecular function (GO): ubiquitin protein ligase activity
Source: RefSeq, a predicted model, not a curated record
GGUUAUCGUAACAUCAGCAUUCCUUGUACUGGCAUGACCGAGACAACCGCUGAAAGCAACGCUACCAACCUCAAUGCAGCCUCAGCCAGUGAGAUAGAUGCUGCAGUCAAUGCUGAAGCUCUAGCAUUCAGCCUUGCAGCAUCUCUCUCUUCCUCUUCCUCACCGUCCAUCACAGGAACAGCUGGACCAUCAAAGCCCAAACCACCACGCCCAUCUAAACCCCCCACCAAAAGUGCCAAGGCAAGCUCAUCGUCGUCUUCAUUAUUAAUGUAUCUGCAAGGUGGCCCUCAAGGGUCUACUACCCCACAACCCUUGGGACCUGCAGAGGUGGAGGAGUGCUCCAUUUGUUUUGAAGCACCAGUGAACUCUGUCUUCUAUAAGUGUGGACACACGUGUUGCUGCUUUGAAUGCGCCAAUAAGAUGAGAGGAUCAUGCUGUCCAAUAUGCAGGGCAGUCAUUGCAGAUGUUAUUAGGAUGUACAAGCCAUAGUGUGCCAUCUCUUUUGGGUGGUUCAAAGUAGGGUCAUACUAUCAAGUAUGUGGAGCUGUUGCUGCUGAUUUUAUUAAGCAUAUGCAAGCCAUGGUGUGCACCACUGAGAUGACAGGGUCAUGCUGUUCGAUGUGCAGGGCAGUUAUUGCGGAUGACAUUAGGAUGUACACCUAUAGUGUGACAUGUCCCCAUCUCCAUCACUUAGAAUAGGCCUACAAGAUCAGAGGGCAUACUACCCAGUGUAUGGUGGGGUCAUUGCUGAUUUCUAGGGAUGUACAAGCCACAGUGUGCCAUCUCUUUGAUUGGUUUAAGAAGGGGGAGGUGUCAUGUUGUCUAACAUACGGAGUGGUCACUAUUGAUAUUACUGGGAUGUACAUGUAUGUAUAAUUUAAAGUGUGCAACAAAAUGUUUAUGGUUUUGAUGUCCAAUAUGCAGGGCAGUUUUUGCUGAUUAGGAUGUACAUGUACAGUAUAUGUACAAGCCGCAGUGUGCCAUCUAUUUGAAAUAGAAGGUCAUGCGAUCUAAUUGUAGCAGUCAUCAUUAUUAGGAUGCUCAAGCAAUAGUGUGUGGUGAUGAGAUGAGGGGAUCUCACUGUCUGACAUGAAAGACAGUCAUUGCUGAUGUUACUCCGUGUGGGAUGUACACACAUGUAUGAGAGAAAGUAUGCAACCUAUUUGAGUGGCUUUACAACUUGAGGAAUCCUACUGUCCAAUAGGUCAAGCAGUCUUUGCAGAUGUCAUCAGGAUACAUGUACAAGUCACAGUGUGCUAUCUACAUCUACAUGUAUGUAUUACCUGUCACUUUUGUGAACCAGCUCACGUCUCUUUGUUGGAAAGCUACAGCUGCUUCACUCACAUUUUGUGAGCAAGAUUUCCUGAGGUUUAGCUUAAGUUGCUGCUCUGUACUUUUUUUUUUUACAUGUACUUUGAAGACAGGUGGGUACUUGACAUGUAUACAUGUAUAAAGUGAAAGCUUCAGGAGUUCCCUGCUAAUUGAUGAUCCCAGUGUAACACUUGUCAUUGUUAUUUUGGGUGUCAGGUUUACCAGCUACAUGUAAGGGUUGUGUUGAUUAAUAAGAAAGCAUUUAUAGCUAUGUACAUGUCAACCCUUGAAAAAGGCGUCCAGGAACCAGGGGCAAUUUAUUUUCAAAAGUCGCCCCUGGUUCACAGGGAUUUAACCAGAACCAGGGCAAUUUUCCAAAACAGAUAACAACCAAUUACACAAGUUAAAUAAGCUCAAACAUAAUACAACAAUUUUAAUCUCAAAAUGCGGAUGUGAUCAAUUCUAAUAACUUCUUAAUCUUAACAAGAUCAACAGCAAAGAUUGUCAUUACGAUUAAGAACAUCAACUUGCACAGUAUUUUAACGUAACUAAAAAUACUGAUGAGCAAAUAAAUAAAUAAAUCGUCAAUUUCACAAAUAUCGGAAGUCAGAUGGACUUGGUAAGUCUUUCUCAAAUAGAUCAAAAUCGCACCUCGCACACAAACCUUCCGCCACACUCUCGGCAGAACAUGAUUAGUCUGUGAUGGAAAGCUAGCGGGCUGGCAGUUUCCCAGCGAGGCUACCGCACCAGCGGCAGAUCCACUACACGCAAAAUUACCAGGACUCAACAGGUUUGCGGUGGGAAGCUGGCCUGCUAGUUUUUUUCCAAAACAAUGCUAGAUCGGCUGCUGGCAAAAUGAAAGUUAUUGCGAUCGAGAACAUCGUACCUGUUAUUUACUUGUCAAUGAAAGAAUUCUGAAUUCUAUUUGGGACGAUAUAAUAAAUUAUACCAACAAACAAACCUCGAUAGAUCCCUAAUGAAUAUACAAUUGCUUGUUUGUUACUUCAUUUGACAUUUUGUUUUCUCGAUCCUUCGAGCCAUUUGGUCAUGCACGAGUCAAUGAAAUCUGUGUAUGAUUGCAUAAAUGUAUGUGCCUACCAACGGGCACAUUUUUACAUCAAAAACUUGCGCCUCGCCAUCUAGUUUUAGAUACUUACAGGCCUAAUUAGUGGCUCUACGUGCGCAAAUUUGCGCCCUGCACCUGCUUAUUUCAAGGGUUGGUACUGCUUAUUUCAAGGGUUGGUACAUGUACAUGUACAUACAUUAUGUACUGUAGCUAGCAGUUUGAGUUGCCUUGUGACAGAAUCUUGGUCACGAAAGUGUCAGACUUAUUACUGUUGUGUGUUUAUGCACAUGUGGAAUGAAAGGAACUUCAUUGAUUGCUAAGAUUUAUCACAAGAAUUAGCUCUCUAUACAUCCAAAUUAUCUAAUCCCAACAUCAUGAAGUAGUACAUGUACAUUAUAUCUUCUUCUGAAAUAAUUUUAUAGAUAUAUUGUUUGUAAUGAAAGUUUGAAUUUGAUGUUUGAAUUUGAUGGAAAUGAUACUCAUUUGUACCGAUACCUGUUACAUGUAGUAUUUUGUACAGCUUGCCCUUUUAAGAGUAUGUGUUGUAUUUUUGUUUUUAAUCAUCGGCAGUGGUUAAAAUGAACCUUGAUCGGGGCAAGUAGUGUGAAUACAGGCAAGCAGUAAACUUGAGAUAUUGAUAAUAAAUCUUAAGAGUAGAGUACAUAGUGUACAUGUGAUCCAAUAUUUUUUAUCUAAGUGAAAUUCAAGAUCCACCAUUUAUUUAUUUUGCUGCAGUAAAAACACAAUGGAUUGUCUGCUACACUGUAUUUUGCAUACUUAAUAAACUACCGGUACACAACUACCGGUACACAACUACCGGUAGGCAACUUUAAUAAUUGUACUUGUAGCUAAAUGGCGAAUUUGGAUUUUCGUACCAUGUACCAUGUAAAAUUGUAAUACAAUCUAAAAUCUAGAAUCUCAAAAUUAUUUUGAAAAUGAGAUACACUUGAAUACAUGAUUUUUGUUUCAAAAGGAAAGAACAAAAAUUAGAAUUACGGAUGAAUUUAUUUGAUUACUGGUUUAUGUUUAAAGACAGGUAUACUUCUUUAUUAGGUUAUACCUCAAUUUAUUUUUCAUAUCAUACUUUGCAGUC